This is a messenger RNA of Procambarus clarkii (red swamp crayfish), 15591 nucleotides long. Its product is annotated as trinucleotide repeat containing adaptor protein gawky. Gene Ontology annotation, molecular function: RNA binding. Gene Ontology annotation, cellular component: P-body; nucleoplasm. Gene Ontology annotation, biological process: positive regulation of nuclear-transcribed mRNA poly(A) tail shortening; miRNA-mediated gene silencing by inhibition of translation. The record is from RefSeq and is a predicted model, not a curated record. Lineage: Eukaryota; Metazoa; Arthropoda; Malacostraca; Decapoda; Cambaridae.
GUAGAGGAGUUAAAGGGUGGUAAAGGGUGUAGAGAUAGCGAGGAUUAGCGGGGUCCCGGGCCGAGGCUAGCGGCCCCUCAGUGUUACCCGCGGAAUGGCUGCCGAGUACCACGUCGCUCAGCCAUAGACUGUUUUAAUGGCGAAAAAAUCUUUGAAGUUUAUGAACCAUUGCUGUUUGGAGUUGUCAACUUUCACCCUGAAAACUGUUGGCCAGAUGAACUUGAAACAUGGAAUGAAUAUAUUCAGGGUAACCUAAAAUUUACUCGUAUAUCAAGCCAGAGGAAUAAUGAUAAUUCCAAACCCAUAUGUGAUCCAAACCCUCUUCUUUCGUGCCAAGAUGUCCUAUCUGUACCAAGUUCAGGAGAUCUUAGGUUCUAUGCAUUGUCAGCCAAAGAGUGUGUAGACGACUGCUUGGUCAGUCCACUCGGUGUUUCUUCUUCAGGGAGCUCGGAUUCAGAGGCCUUCUCUCUCAUAGUCAAGUGUUGUGUAGGUGGUGAGUUGUGCACCAGAAUGGACAGCCACUGUGAAGCACACCAGGCCAAUGCGGUCACAAACUUGCCAAAUCCUGAGUUUCCUACCAACAAAGUGCCUGAUACCUCUACAGAUGUGGAGACCUUUGGCAUGGUGUGUGAAGCACAAAGUAAAAGGGAUGUGGACCACAGAUGUAGCAGCAGCCAGAGCAUUUUAAGUGCUGAUGACAGUGCCAGUAUGGCAGCUAAUGAAAUAAGCAGCACGCCAGUAUCAGCAGCUGGCCGUGAGUCCCCAGUAACAGAUGGUGAGGCGGAUGGGGUUGGAGCUGACCCAUACUUGCCUUGCCAAUCUGUUGAAUCUUCUUCUGUGAUAUUCAGCUCCACGCCGUUAUGUGGUCACAUCUCCGUUGCCGGUGCUCGCGUCAGCAGCAGAGAUGAGGAGCCCAAGGGCACCAUGGGGCCCAGCCGUCCGUCCUCGACCACUGCCCCUGGGUCCCCUGGGCUGGGGGGGUCCCCUGGGGAGACACUUGUGACCCCCUCUGGCCAGCAAGGUGUUGUGACAGUUAGAGCAGCAUCAAGCCAUUGUUGUGUAGUUGGGGCUGAGGCUUCCUGUACCACAUGUUCGCUGCACAACACCUCUCAGCCAACUCAGAAGUCAUCACCAGCUGUAGCACACACACCUGCACAGGCCAGUCUCAACAUUCCUGGCUCAAUGGCCAACAAUAAUGCCAAUAGCCAACUCCAGGGUAGCAACCCUAGCUUUAACCAGGAGGUAAAGCAGGCUACAGCCAGCUUACUCCUAAUAAGUGCAACCUGCAACCAAUACGCUUCAUUUCCUACUUCAUCAAAAUUCCAGGCUGCAGGCAAGCCUGGAAAAUUUGGUUUUGCUUCCUUCCCCCAUGGCUUUAUUAAAGUUAAUAAGUGGGGCAUUCCACGUGGCUUGGGUCUCGUAGGCGGGGGGGAAAGUGCAGCCAAUGGGUGGGGAGGAUCAGCCCCUCAAACAGCUGGGUGGGGUAGCUCUGGUGCCAACCAGUCCGGUUCACAGAGCCAGUGGGGUGGAGGUCCCAGUCGGGGUGGAGGGGCUCCCAACACAUCACCUGCCCAGGGAGGUAACCUCAAACCAGCACAGCAAUCUAGUGGUCCUGCCCAGCAGCCCAGUUCUCCAGCAGGCCAGCAGAACACACAGACUGGAGGAACUGGAGGGCAGCAGGGACCAACAGGAGUCAGUCAGCAGCAGACUCAGCAAGGUACCAGUGGACAAGGAGGCAAUAGUAAUAACACUUGGGCACAAGCUGCAGGGAAAGGUCUUCCAGCUGGUAGUGGGUCAGGAGAUGCUCAAAAACGUCACAUGGAGCAGCAACUGCAGAGUAUCAGGGAAGCAUUGCUCAGCAGUGAAGGUUGGGGUGGAGAAAAUGUGAACCAGGAUACCUCGUGGGAUCUUCCAGGAUCGCCAGAACCUGGUAAAGAUUCAAGUGCACCCCAUUUUAAACUUAAUGUUAACAACGGAUGUGACCUAUGGGAAAACAAUUUGCGAAAUGGUGGGGCUGCACCCCCUAAAGCUCAGCAAGCUCCGUGGGGUCACACCCCAGCCACGAACUAUGGGGGUACAUGGGGAGAAGAUGACGAUGCCACAGACUCUUCUAAUGUUUGGACUGGUGUCCCACCCAAUAAUCCACAGUGGGGAGCUAACACACCUAGUGCUCCUAACAUGUGGGGUGGUGGUGCACCUCCAAAGAAAAAUAUUGAUUGGAGUGGUAGCGGUGGCGGUGGUGGGGGCGGCGGUGGCGGGGGUGGUGGCGGUGGCGGCGGCAGCAGCAGCGGUGGUGGCGGCGGCAGUGGUGGUGGUGGAAGUGGUGGCAGCGGAUGGGGAGAACAUGGACCACAAAGAUCUGGAAUUGAAAAUCCUCCCAGUGAAUGGGGACCUGGGGGCCCUCACAAACCUGGACCUCAUGUUGCGCAUACUGGUCCACACACAGGCCCUCACACUAGUCCCCACAGUGGUCCACAUGGUGGUCCCCAUAGUGGCCCUCAUACAGGUCCACAUGCAGGGCCUCACACAGGCCCACACAAUGGCCCACAUGGUGGACCCCACAAUGGCCCUCAUGGUGGACCUCAUGGUGCACCCCACAGUGGGCCACAUGGUGGUCCUCAUAAUGGACCUCAUGGUGGCCCUCACAGUGGUCCUCAUGGUAGUCUUACUCAUGGAGUUCCUCCUGGUGGUCCAGGAGGUCCAGCACAAUGGAAUGGUCCUAAAGACAUUAAGCCAGGUGGACCAAGUGGCCCUAGUGGAUGGGAGGAGCCUUCACCACCCUCACAACGACGAGAUGAUGGCACAGCUGUGUGGGGCAAUCCACAGCAACAAGCUAAUGUCUCACGGUGGAAGGAUAUGCCUACUCCUAACAUGAUGGGAAGGCCUGGAAUUCCAGGGCCACAGCCGGGACGUAUGCCAGGACCACCAGUUCCAUCAGGAAUAAAACCAGAUCAGCGAAUGUGGGGACAGCAUGGGAGAAAUGGCAGCUGGAGUGACGCCCCUCACGAUACGGGUAGUGGCAUGUGGGGGGAGGAUCCCAAAUCAGCUGGUUGGGGAGAACAACCAAUUACAUCACCAUCGUCAUGGGGCACAAAACCGAAGACCCCAACAGGAGGUCCUGGCGGUCCUGUUGGUUGGGGUGAAUCUGAAAUGGAACUUCAAGGCUGGGGACACCAAAACAAGAUGAGUGGUUAUCCUCCUCUACUUGAUCUCAGAUCUCCCAAAGCUCUCAUACCCGAGUCCCACUUCCCAUUUGCUAUGAGUGGUUAUCCUCCUCUACUUGAUCUCAGAUCUCCCAAAGCUCUCAUACCCGAGUCCCACUUCCCAUUUGCUGUUCCUAAGGGUCUCUCAAAAGAAAUAAUCUACAACAGCAAGCAAUUUCGUACACUCCUGGAGAUGGGUUAUAAGAAGGAAGACAUUGAAGCUGCACUUCGCAACAAUAAUAUGGGUUUGGACGACACACUAAUGGAGCUUGGCAACCGCGGGGUAACUGCUACCGGGAGUGCGAGUGAUGCCUGGCGCAACCCUCCUCUAGACGAACAUAUUCCUUUCGAUAUUAACAAUCCCAACUUCCAGCAACGCUUCCCUCCAGCACCGCAUCAUCUAUUUCCUUCUCAACCAACUUGUUUACAGCAGGGUGGAUCUGGCAACUCCCCGCAUGUCCGUGCUCUUAUGCAGCAUAUCCAGAUGGCAGUGCAGGCGGGCUACCUCAACCCCCAGAUCCUGAACCAACCCCUGGCCCCCACCACACUCGUGCUCCUCAAUAAUAUGCUCUCGCACAUUAAUGUGCUACAAAAGUUCUCCCAGCAGCAAGCCCUUUGGCAAGCUCAGGCUCACCUCAACAAAAAUUCUUCACAAACUCUUCUUCAGCUCAACAUUAAUAUCACUAAAACUAAGCAGCAAAUCCAAAACUUACAGAAUCAGAUAGCUGCCCAGCAGGCCUUGUAUGUGAAGCAGCAGCAGCAGCAGCAUCACCACCAACUUCACUCCCACUUGACAGGUGGUCCCCCUGGCACUCAAAAUGACUUUUUCAACAAGCCCAGUCUUCCAGAUCAGCUGUAUCCUAGUAACUUCCCUCAGAUGCCAGUCAGUGAAAACCCUCCAGCAAUAAACAUUGGGCAACAUGGAAGCCGUUUACAUCAGUGGAAGCUGCCUUCUCUGGAAAAUGAUGACAAUGACUUCAUUCGUGCUCCUGGAGCCCCAGGAAAACCUGCCAUGCCACAGUCUCAUUCAUCUCCAAAUUUAACACCUCUGCUGGGACCAUCAAAUAGUACCUGGUCUCUAAAUCGCACCUCUGAGACUGGGUGGCCAGAUAGUAGCAGUGCUGGCAAUGACAACAGCACUGGUGGUGUUGACAAGGGAGUGCCGAAUAUGGAUUCGCAGUGGGCAACCUCCUCACAGGCCAAUGCCUCGGGGUCCUAUGGCCUUGACAUUAAGCCUUUUGAACCUGGGAAACCAUGGAUGAUGAAGAAUAUUGAGGAUGACCCAAAUAUAACGCCGGGUUCAGUGACACGUUCUCCUUUGUCCUUGGGUAUUAAGGACUCAGAGUUGUUGUCAUCCAUCAGCAAGACCCCGACCACCAACACUGUUUCAGACAUGACCAGCCAUCUCACCUCUCUCUCACUCUCCUCCAACACUUGGAGCUUCAACCCUGGACCCGGCCACCACACCACCAACUCUCCGCUGUCAGGGGACAGCAAGCUGAGCAGUGGGACCAAUGGCAAGAGUGGGUCAUCGUGGAGCGAGACUGUCCAUGAAGGUGGCAGCAAUUUGGCCUCAGAACUGUGGGGUGCCCCAGGGAACAAGCUUCGUGGCCCACCACCAGGGCUAAUUGCCGGUAGUGUUGGUGUUCAAAAGAAUAGCGGUGUGGUCAGUGGAGGAGGGUCAUGGGGGACCCUUGGCAGAUCAACAUCAUGGUCUGGAGAGCAGCAUAGGAAUCCCCCAAACAGUGCCUUACAUUCGGCUGCUGCUGCAGCCGCUGCUGCUUCAGGAGCCUGGACCAACUCUCAGCUGCCCUCCACCUGGCUCAUCCUAAGGAACUUAACACCUCAGAUUGAUGGUUCUACCCUGAAGACACUGUGCAUGCAGCAUGGGCCGCUGGUCAACUUCUACCUGUCUCUUAACCAUGGCUUUGCUCUCGUCAACUACGGCUCUAGAGAGGAAGCUGCUAAGGCCCAAGGUAAUCUCAAUAAUUGCCUGUUGAGCAAUACCACAAUCCUGGCUGAGUUUGCUUGUGACAGUGAAGUAAAGCAAGUAAUGGGCCAACAAACCCACCAGAGCCAAGGUGCCCCACCCACUCCUGCCCCAUCUAAUGCCUCAAGCUGGGGAGGUUCUGGUCGUGGCUCUACCCCUACUUCCCAGUCGUCUUCAGGCUCCAAAGUAGACUCGUGGGGUAAUGGUAAUGGUUCUAAUUUGUGGAGCACUGCCCCUACAGUUGGGUCCUCGCUGUGGGGUGGGGCCAGUCUGGGUGAUGGGGAUCAACAUCGUGCCACACCUUCCUCACUCAAACCCUACCUGCCGGAUGGCCUUCUCACCUCCGAGUCCAUAUAAUAGGGGAGGUGGGAGGCAAGUGCCGUCACCCAGUAUGCACCGUCACAGCAAAACCCUGCGUGCAGAAACCACAGUGGUAGUGUAGUUCCAUAACCACAUGCUACAGCCCUGCCACUACACAGGGUAAGCUCACAGUCUUACUCAAACACCUUUAAGUAAUUAUGCUGGUCCAUACAUGUGUAUAUCAAUCCCAUUUUAUUGACACAAUGCCUUAAAAGACUUAGCUCCAAGCACACACAAGAAUAAUCAAUCAUUUCAAUGCUCUUAUGGUUAAGGUGAAGACCAUGGAGCUAAAAUAGUUCAUGUGCUGUGACUUAAAUACAAAGUUACUUGUAUUGACAUGCUGAUGUUGACCAUUAUUUUAGGAGAAACAAAGGUGCAAGCUAAACCGAAGCAAGAGAUGAUCUGCCUGCGCUUGUCAUUUGCUUCAGUUACAUAACUGGUCCUACUUUUAAAUGCCAAUAUUAUCUAAGUCUGUUCUUACCAUGAAUCAAGUCUUAUUAUAUGAUAACAAAAGAAUAUACCUACACACAGUUUUGCAGUGUUUUGAUGUACAUGUACCAAAAGAUAAACAAUUAAGUUAUAUUUAGUUUUAAGAGAGAUUAAAUGUAAGUUCUAGGUUAAAAUAUAAUUAAGUUUAUAGUUGAAGUUGCAGAAUUGUUCAGUGAUAGCACUCCUCUGUGUGAUAUUUCCUAAAUGGAUAAUUAUAUAUACUUUAAAUGUGCUUACUUAUGUAUCUCAAGUUCCACCACAGACUCUAGUGCUUGUAAGAUUUACAUCCUCCACACAAGAUCUGCUCAUAUGUACAAUGGAGCUCUCCAGGACUCAGCAGAUAUUCCUCAGUCUAGUGAUUAGGUAGGUACGGGGUGCAGUGAGGAGCCAAGCACCAUUCCUCGGAUCGUCCAGUAGUUCUGCUGUCGUCAUCAAAGGCCUCAUACUGGGCUCUGCUGUGCAAUUGUCACCUGGCCUCUUGUAGGCCUCUGUUUCGUCAUUAUGCUAGCCAUCCAACUAUGUUCCGUUGUCAUAAAGUUAGUCAAUUUAAUGGCUACAUGGUGUUGACAUCAUCCAGAUUUAAGUCAGCUAUUUUGUUAGCACUCUGAAGUGAUGUAUUAAUUAAUUAAAUGUGUCAUCAUACUGCUGGCCUCCAAGUCUACUGUGAUGAUGUAGUUGAGGCCUCCAGCCAAUAUGGCAGUGUGUUGUGGUUUCAGAGAACUCAGCAAGCAUAGCCCACAGAUCUGCUGCAUUAUCAUCUGGUAGACCAAAUGUUGUGGCCUCUGCCAUAACAUUGUCAUGCAAGCCCUCAAUUUUGCUACCCUCAGUCGUACUCAUACACAUCAUUAUUAUAUUAUCAUGAUCAUUAUCAUCCCUGUAUUUUAAACCCAUUCAACCUUUGGCUCAUUGGUCUCCCUCUCCCCAGGGUGAACCUCCCCUGCUACUUCUGCUUGUUGGAAAACUAACACAUUAUCACUUUGUGAUGCUGCUGUCACUUCGUUCAAUAGGGGAUGAUGGAAAGCAUGCUGUACAUAAUGUGUUUAUGUAACUUCUGGCAAGUUUGAUGUUGUGAUAUAAUAAGUCACCAGUGGUCCAAAGGUUAGGUUUGGGUGUUAGAUCCCAGGUUCUUGCUCCAGCAGCCGAGAGAUUGGCAGCCGGGUUCAUUGCCUCACACGACACUUGUUGAAAGACCAGUGGAUCUGCUUAGUCACCUAAACACCACCCCUUGUGGUUCAUACUUGUUGGUGUGAGCCGCUGUGAGCGUGGCUGCUAGCUGAGGUUGCAUCAUGGUACAAAUCCUACAAUAUCUAUCGAAAUCAACUUAGCAACAUCCAGCCAAUCAGUGUUCUCUUGGAAUAAUAGACAACUAAUCAAAUUAGGAAAAUGUAAUACUUAGGCAUACUCACAUUUAAGCCGAUUUGGGCUGAUGUUGUAGGGUUGGUAGCCACGAGUGAGUCAGCAGCAUACCAAGUGUCAGGUUGACAAACAAUGGUGCUGCAAAUAAUCAUGCUAAAUGUGAGAUUUAGUGAUAGGUCCAGUCCACUCUUUCAUAAUGUUACUAUUAAUUCUCUUUGUCGCUCAGCUUUACUUACUAUUUUUAUCCCUACAAAAAAUGCACAAAAAAAAAGAUGAUUGUUGUAAUUUGUUUUAUGAACUCAAGUCAUGGUGUAGUAUUUUUCCGUAUUCAGUAUUUUGUACAGUUUUGAAAAGGAGUAUAAACAAAGUGCCACCAUAAUUAUUAUUUUUUUUUGAGGAUGAUAUAUUGUAAGUGACAGAGCUCUUAUAUGUCUGGAUAUUAUCUUGACCUUUAGCUGUAGUGAUACUUUGGAGCCAUAUCAAUAUUAUAGCUUUCAGAUUAAUGAUCUAAAUACAAUGAAUAAUCAAGCCAGUCUGCCAAAAAUCUAGACUAAGCAAGGCAGUGAAUCAUCAUAAUUGAGACUAACUUCUCCAUGUAUAACAGCAUGUUAAGUAGCUGUCAGACUUCCAGCUGUUCUGAGAAUCAGCUUUGAUGAUUCCUUGCAUUUUGGGGAACCACAUGUUGUGUGGUCUCCCAAAUAUUUACUAGUUUUUAGUGGUAUGUGUAGUAGGGGUUGGGUUAUUAUAGUAUUAGGAAACUGUGUAAACUGUCAAGGUCAGGUACCAGGCCAGGUACAGCAUUACUGGUACUUGUCAAUUUUCUCCACCUUGGUUAGCAUUAGUCCCUUUAUAGCAGUAGACACAUUUCUACUGCCACUGUCGGGUUUGACUGACUGGCAGUGGUGAUGCUUGCUCCAUGAUUUAUGCUUGUUAGCUUGGCCUGAUGCCUGGGUGGUUUUAUUCUCAGAGGAGCACUGUAAUCUGGGCUCUAAUUGAUCCAACACCAGCAUAGUUUAGUAUAAUUGUCAGGACUUUACACGAGACCACCAGAAGGUGCACGGCCUUGCCCUUGUCGGUACAUGGCCUGUGUGCUUCUAGCUGUAAUAUAGCUAUAUCAGCUUGAACCUGACUUGUAAAACUUGUAGACGUCUGAGGUCGUGUAUCAAUGUGCAGCAAUCUCAGAAAUGGUGUUAGUGCAGCUGUAGUAAUGGAUGCCCUACUUAAAGGUGAUCAUGUGCUCCUCUGAAACUCAGCUGCCCUAAGAGUAAUUCUUCCAAGAUUAUUUAGCCAGUUAAGAUACUCGCCUUCUCUCCCUGUGUUAACUAUGUACAAGAACCAAACUUUUAAUUUUUUUGUGGUUAUUAUAAAUGAUUUACAUAUAGCACUGUAUAUAAACUGUGCUGCAAGUUGUACAAGCGUUAGAUGCCACCACUGCACACACUCUUGCUGAGAGGGAUCUCUGGGGUGUUUCAUUAUAGAUCUAGGUUAUGUAUUCUGUGUCCCAAGGUUUACCUGAGGUUAAUAGUCAUCUCGCAUUUGCUAAGUUGUAGCCGGCUGCUACACUUCUCUUCGCAGUUGUGAUUUUUGCUAGGGUGAUUGUUAUUCUGCCUUUAAGAGGAACUAAUUGUUAAUGGUAGGUUUUAUUUGAUAAGAAAUUGUUUAGUUUGUUUAAGAUUAGGUUGCAUAGUAUUUUUAGGGUGAUGAGGUCAGCUUAUGGCAUUUUCUCAGGAACCUUUGUGGCGCAGGGGACGGAUAAUCUGCUCAGCACUGGUGAACGGCCUGCUGUUCUAUCUAGUGAACAGUCUGUUGUUAUGCACUGCUUAGCAGUCUGAUACUCUUCUUGGGGAACAGCUAGCUCCUUAAGGAACACUGGACUCCUUAGGUUAAGUAGCAGUCUGCUCCAUGGGUUUCAUUUAUGUUUCUUGGGUUGUGGAAUAGUUGGUUCCCUAGGUUAGUUUACAGGUUCUUCAGUUACAGAAACAACUUGUUUCUCAGCAUGUUAAGUGAAUUCUGCUUGUUACAUAUGUAAAUUAUUCUGAGACUGCAACAGACGGUCUCAUAGAUUUUAGAUAGUACCUGUUUUGCUGAAAGGUAAAUAUUUUUAUUAUGCCAAAGGAAACAUCAAUUUGUUUGCUGAAGAAAUAGUUUGUUUCUUAGCUGAAGGAAAGAUCUGCUCGUUUGCUUAAUGAGGAGUGUGCUUCUCAGUUGAAGGUAAUAAACCACAGCUGGGUUUUAGGGCAAUAAUGUUCAACUGUGUUUUGAGUAGCAGUCUGUUAUUUGAGAACCAAUUGCAUCUACUUGGUUCUAAAAAACAAUCUGCUGCUCAUUUCUUGGUAGUCCACGUGCUACAGUGCAUUUCUCUCAAACUAUGCAGGACUCCCAUCUAGAGUUUUCCAGUCUGCCACUAGGGCGAAACUCGUUCAUUGCAUUCGACGAAUGGUAGGUGUAAGGAUCUUUGUAGUUGGAAACUCCGUCUCCUGCAUUUAUUCUCAUUAUUAGUGCAAUAUUUUAUCAAAAUACAAAGAUCAUAAAAAUAAUCUGAUGCAUAAAAUUGAUGCACAUAAAAAACUCAAGGAUGUCUUGUGGACAAUCGUAUGUGAUGCAUGAUAUUAUAUUCGUGCACAUGAAUGACCAUAUAAGUGAUUGCAUGAUUUACAUUCAUGCUUUAGGGUGACAGUUAGUGAUGCAUGGUGUAUUCAUGCUUUAGAUUGACUAGAGAAGAAGCGCAAUGCCUUAUUCAUUCCUCUUCAGAAAAGAAGUGUAGUUGUGAUGUUUAAUGAAGUAACGCUGAUCAACUACUAACUUAUAACUACCGUCCUAGCCUGCGUCUUCAGUAUCAAGAGCUCCACACAAGCCUUGUUUCACAUCUCAUGUGAUAACUGGUCUUCAUGAUUGUUUUAUUGGUAUACAAAAGAACCUGUGACAAAGUAACUGCUGGGUGCAGGGAAGCAAGGCUUGUGUGGUUGAUUAUAUGUGCACAAGCUGUGUUUGGUGCUACGUGUGAUCCAUGGACUGUUGAUGGAGGACCAAAGCCUCAAUAGUUGGCCACUGGCAUCCUAGCUCGUGCGCUUGCCCGUCCUGCCUGCUGCCCCCACACUGUCACCCACCCACCCACACUGCACAUGUCACACUUCUGCACCUAUCUGCGUAAAGACACUCUGAGUGUAGGUGGCUGUGUUAGUAUGACUGGGGUGACUUAUGAUCAUUUUAGUUUUGCCUGUGAUGUUUUACUAUGUUUCCUGACUAAUGACUGGUGAUUUUCUUGUUUUAUGGGUUAAAUAUAGUACUAAUGACUAAAAGACUUGAUGUACUCAAUUUAUUGUAUGGAUGAGUAGUAAUUAUAUAAAUAUAAUUAUAAAAUAUAUAUGUAUAUAUAUAUAUAUAAAUAUAAUAAACUAGCACAUAGUAUAUGGUAAUGUGUAUUGAAGUGUUAACAAAUGAGUGUGGUUGUGGUGAUGCUAUGAUAGUAUGGGUGGGCAGCAUCACUGGGGCAGGGAAGGUGCUGUGCUAGGAGUGCUACAGGGCCUCUUACCUAUCCAGGGACUGUACUUAUACUCGCCACUACUUCCCGUCAGUUGGAGAUCUCAAGUCUGCAUGUACCUUGCCCAUGCCUCUGCCCCUCUUUUCUCUCUCUCCCGUAAUGUUCAACAUUACUACCCCAUUAACAGAACCACUUGCAGUACUAAAUUUGUACCAGAUACUGGUGAAAGAAGUAUAUCCCUGGUUAGGUUUCAGGCUCGACACAUCUUCCUUGCUUAGGGGCCUCACACGACUUCCUCCCUUAGAAAAUAGUCAAUAAUCCUGCUUGGCAUCUAUACAAAAAAAAAAAAAGAAAAAAAAGGAGAAAGCAUUUAAUAAAAGUAAUAAAAAACAAAUAAAAAAGGAAAAUGUAUGCCAGGUAGAGUGUAUGGUGUGAGGUGCCUAAGGUUGUUAUGGUUGUGAGUUGAAUCCAAGUGUGAUACUCCCCUCUCUGGUCAGACACAAGGGCUUCACUACCCUCAGCAAGUGCAACGUAUAUGUGCCUUGUGUUUGAUUUAUGGUGGCUUGCAAUGACACCACCACCACUACCACCUGUGCUUGUGUGCCUUCUAAAAAGGGGGUCACACAGUCUGCACAACUUCGGACAAUGUACAGUGUAGCAUUUGAAAAUAAGUUCGGAAAAGAGUAGCAACGCCAAUGCAAAUCCUCAUAUAAGUGACUGUACCACACCCUGCCUCAAUUUAUUAAUGGAAAGUGCUAGCCAAGGAACUACGUGGACUUGCUAUUAAUAAGUGUGUAGAAAGCACCAAUGAUCUAUAUAUUAGAUUUUGCUGAAGGUUGUGGUAUGUUGAGCAGUUAGCAGGCAGUGAUACGAGGUAUGUGGUUGUCCACAUGGCCGGUCUCAGGGAGCAGUCAACCAGAUGGCAGUAAGAAGAGCAGUGUUUGCAUCAACUGCUAACUGGAGAGAUUGAGUUGGCUAAAGGCCUACGGAGUACUUACUGGCAUCACUACCACUGCUGCUACUGUUGUGUAUCAAGUCAACUGUUUCUGCUCUUUUUCAAAAACUUAAGAGUUGCUACUGCUGUGUGAGAGGUUGUUGGCAGCAGGAACACUGUGGUGCCUAUGUGGUGUCAGCCAUCCCACACCUAAAUGUGCUAAGUAAUUCCUGUUGUAAAAGUGUCCUGAUUCCAAAGAUCCUUGGAGUUCCAGUUAAGGCUUUUGGGUGAUAAAACUUGUAUUAUGAUUUUUGUACCUGACUAUGUACAAGUCAAGAUAUUCUUUUAAUAUUGCUAUAUAGAUUAAAAUAUACACAGUUGAUUCCAUGAAGUGGUAAUAACUGUAGUUUAAAUGAACUUGACACGUGCAGUCAAAGAGUGACUUAACUUGCAGUCAACUACUCGGUUCUCUCCUCGUCAAAAUAAUAAUAAUAAUAAAGCUGAGGAGUAGUUGAUCUCAGUUUUGUUACCAUCGUGUUGGAGAGUGAGAAGUGUGUAAUAUUAGUGGGUGUAAUAUAUUUCGUGCUGGCGAUGGGGGGGAGCUGGAGAGUGUGGCAGGGCUGAGCACAUACCUUCACCCUCCCUAGACACUCAGCUCUACUCAUUCAGCACUUAAUAAUGACUCCAUUCUGCCUCUCACCUGGCUUCAUUGUAUGCUUAUAUUUUGGAGAUUUGUCUGCAAUCAAUUUUAUAAUUGCAGUAAUGUCACAAUAUUGUCACAAUCCAUAUCCUAACUUUCUUAGAAAGUUCAAGUAUAAUUUGUUGCUUCCUGCAGCUGCAUAACCCUGUCAAAAGUGAGGCAGCUAAAAGCUGGGUCACUAUAAGAACUGUUGGAGCUUUGAAGGGUUAGCCAGUGAAGUCCAGACCAUGGCUAGGCAGGGGUCACCUUCCAAAAAUUCUACCCCCCUCCCCCCCACCACCACCACCCUGUAACCACCCACUUCUUUGUACUGCACCUCAAAGACAAUUGUUGCAGCUUUGUCAACUUUGAAAUGCAUUUCAAACAUGAGAUUCCAAAGAUACCUUGAAGGAAGUAAUGGGUGCCAUUUGUAGCAACUGAUAGGUUUAUGACUUCUUGGUUAUGGUGCCAAAUUAAACUAGUAAUAACUGGAUAUGAUCAAUAGUAAAUAAUAUUUCUCUUAUAAUAAUUAUAGCUUGAAUGUAAGUUUUCUUAAGUUUAGCCUAUCUGGUCAUGUCUUGUAGAAAAAUACACAAAACAAUCUAGGCUGUGUUCCUUUGUCACCGAUUCCAGUGUUGCUCUUAAUCACCUAGAUGUAAUGAAGUGAUGGUUGCGUUCUCAUGGUUCUCGUUUUGGACAUUUUGAUUAGGAACAAGUAUACUGAUGAGGGCAUAAUAGUUGUAUCUUACCGAUACUACCAUCAAGACAUAUCGCACACUCCGUGCACGUUCUCUUGAGUAAUGUGUGUGCGGCGGUGAACCAAAGCAUUUGUGUGUAUUAGCAUCACCCCGCAGCUGCAGUAUGAUGCUGCUGUUGUGGCAUCCCGCUGCCAUUAUGCCCCAACUCCUACCCAAAGCUGCUCCAACCCUCCUCCUCCUCAGGGAGUACUAGGAGUGGCAAUGGUGAGCCCUCAACUGUAACCCCCCUUGAGUGUGUGGUGAUAAUUGAGGGCUCCUGGGGUGAUUGGUGGCAACCUGCCAUAGCUCCACCUGAGGCUAGACAGGCAAGUCUUUCCAUGUAACUUAAAUGGUAUUAUCACAUCAGCACCGGUAACGAGUCAGAAUUUUGUAUUAGAUGAGUGAUGUACGUUUUAUACAUAUAUUUUUAGAUGUGCAAGGCAACGGUCGUUGGUGCAGGACUUAGCGUAAUAUUGACUGAUGCUAGGCCCUGUAUGGUUGUUGCUGCCAGUAUUUUUUCCUCAAGUAAUAUGAGAUUGAAUCACUGGUAUAUUAUUGGCGAAUUGCUCAUACAUGUAGAAUGUGUUCAAGUCUGGUCUAAGCUCUUUUACAACAGGGAAUUAUCUUAGUGUCCUUGUGAGGUUUUGUUGAAGUAGUAGGUGUAAGUUGAUUAUGGCCAGGAUGUGGUCUAGGGUAGCACCGGUGGUCCGAAUGUCGAGGCUUUCACUUUAAAUGUAAAAGAGCUUAAUAGUGUCUCUCUAUGCUGUGUAGUGGUGGCAUCUAAUACGUGACUAAGCUAAGGUAACUUACAGAUAUUAAAGUCUACAAAAAGUUAUAAAAAUGUACUUGCUAUUGUGAAAGGGAUGGUUUGUUGCCUGCUCAGGGUUACCACACUCAACUUGUGACAUUCAUGUGAUGUGUGAGGUGGCAGGCAGCACUAGUUGGAAACACAGUUGGACUUUUCUUUCUCCCUCACCCCACCCACAUGCUGGGGCAGAGGAUGUGUUUUAGCCUCCUUGUCCAGUGAGCUUGUCUAGUCCUGAGGGUCCUGUGCCAAGCCUUCUUGACAGGCUGCUGUGGAUGCAUUGCUUGGCUCCAGGUCCUCACCUUCAGGAGGUGCCACACUCCUACUGCCCCAUUUUAAUUUUCCCACAAUUCCACAGUAUUUUUCACUGUAUUGCAAAACACACUUACACAUUUUUGGAACCCACAUGGCAUAUUUCAUGUCCAUCCCCUAAAGAGCAGCCACAGCUGUUGCAGCAAUGUCAGGUGCUCCCCCUGUGCCUCUCUUGUGUGUUCAGUGGCCCCGGUCCCUGCCCAUAUGCAAGCCUCAGUCUCCACCACGACAUCCGGGGCCUCCACCUCCAUGUGACAUGACAUGCCGCAACUGCUGCAAGGGCUGCCCAUGAAUCCCAUCCUUGUUGUAGCCAAGUGGGUUCUGUCCUUUUCCUUGCAUAAAUCUUCACACACUACAAUCAUUUAACUUCCAACAUGUACUGCUUGCCAUUGCCUUCACACUCCCAAUGUAGCAAUGAAGCCAGGAGCAAUAAGGGGAGUUGUCGUGUCCGCCGUCUUCUCAGCCCUGUAUUUUCUGGUAGUCAGCCGCAGUCCACAGGCUGAGGUGGUUGAUAGAGCGGCAUGUGUGAUCCUGGUGGCCAUGAAUGGUCAGUUGGCCAGGAGCUGGGAGGGCGGUGCUUGCGGCAUGCCCCACGUAUCCAUGUGUUGGUGUUGUGUUGCCAUGUUAGCAGGCGGCCGCCAGGUUUUACCGUGCUCACUCUGCCGCGCCGGCGGUUGCCCAGCAGACUUUACUUCCAAACUUUUAUGCCUGGCUAAGGACCAGCAUUAAGGGUUGGUCAAGGCUGCAUUGUGGGUGGCCUGGCACGGCUGGCCUGUCCUCCCUAUUGUACCACUGCACAUUCCCACGAGCUAGUCAGGACGGGGCACCACACAACACUGCCACCUGUGCCAGGUAGGUGGUGGCCCACCACCAUUGUCCUACUGACAUUGAACUGGUUCUGUGUGGGAGGCGCCAACCUGCCCUUGGCACCUCUUGAUAACCAUGCCACAUGAUGCAUAUCCUAGCUGGUCAGUGUGCUUGGACAGGUCAGCAAUGCUUUUAAUAUAAUUAUUUAUACAGGCUUUCUUGUACUGGAUGUUCCAAUAUGCAUAAAUAAAUUUGGUCUCAGUGUUUACACCUAUACUUUAUUUUCAUUAUCCUUAUGCUCGGGUUUUAAUAUAUGCAGUGCUCUUAAUAUUUUUCUUUUCAGAAAUGCUUGGUAGUGUAUAGUCAAAAUUAUAUAUUUUAGGAUGUGUAAUUCUGCACAUCUGGCAAACUUUUUCUUAUAAUAAAGUGUAGAGAAUU